Messenger RNA from Puntigrus tetrazona (Sumatra barb), 1139 nucleotides. Its product is annotated as interferon-induced protein 44-like. Bases 75 to 983 code for a protein of 302 amino acids. Lineage: Eukaryota; Metazoa; Chordata; Actinopteri; Cypriniformes; Cyprinidae. The transcript has 8 exons. The record is from RefSeq and is a predicted model, not a curated record.
UGAAACUGAAGAAAAAGUAUAAAACGGGCGUCGUGGUACGAGUCUCAACGCCGGUCUUCAGAGAAACGAAAAGCAUGAAAAAGAACGUUAAAAGAAAAGCUCGACCUCGACCUCAACCUCAAUGUCGUGCACGAGUGGAAAACCAAGAGCUGGACAGCCCAUGGAGGACCUUUAAUUGGUUUAAGAAACAAGAACUGAAAAGGAUGCUAGAAAACUUCACUGUGGAUAAUCCAGACGUAAAGGACAUCAAGGUCCUGGUAGCUGGGCAAAUUGGGGCGGGAAAGUCCAGCUUCAUUAAUUCCGUCAACAAUGCCUUUGAAGGACGGAUCACUUCUAGAGCGCUGGUUAAUUCAUCUGCUGGAGCCAGCAAUAGUUUCACACAAGAACUCCAAGGAUACGCCAUCAGAAGUGGGAGAAAAAAACUUCCCUUCGUCUUCAAGGACAUCAUGGGUCUGGAACCCGGAGUAUUGGCCGGGUCGCAAACCGAAGACAUCAUCAGCGCCGUGUUCGGCCACAUCAAGGACGGCUAUAAAUUCAAGGAGGAUCAGGCUCUUGUUCAUCGAGGUAACGAGCAGGGCCAGCAUUACAUCAGUCACCCCGGCCUCUCUGACCAGGCUUUCUGCCUGGUUUACAUCAUAGACGCUGUGACAGUUAACUUCACAGAUGAGAAACUGAUUGACAAGUUGAGGAUCAUCCGCCAGAGAAUCAGCGCAAAGGGAAUUCCUCAAGUGGUUGUUCUGACGAAAGUGGACGAAGCGUGUCCGUUGGUCAAAAGCAAUCUAAGGAAGGUCUACAGAAGCAAGAAGAUCAAAGAGAAGAUGGAGUUGUGCAGUGCUAAAGUCGGUGUGCCGGUGAGCAACAUCUUCCCGGUGAAGAACUACCACGAUGAGAUCGAAACAAAUGAUGACGCCGAUGUCCUGAUACUAAAGGCACUCGAACAGAUCGCUCAGAUUGCUCAUGAUAGAUUGCUUGAUGAUGCAUGAUUGAAUUACAUGAAACAUUCACGAGUUAUAUCCAUUCUGUUAUUGUGCAUUGUUAAUAAUUGAAUAAUUUAUCCUUCGAUUCGUUAAUUGAACGACGAACCCAUUCAGCUUACAGUUUGAUUUACCCGUGCUUCAAAUAAAAGAGAAAUAAAAACA